Molecule: messenger RNA, 1223 nt
Organism: Halichondria panicea
Lineage: Eukaryota; Metazoa; Porifera; Demospongiae; Suberitida; Halichondriidae
Product: solute carrier family 35 member C2-like
Exons: 9
Coding region: 39-1136 (365 amino acids)
Biological process (GO): UDP-glucose transmembrane transport
Cellular component (GO): endoplasmic reticulum-Golgi intermediate compartment; cis-Golgi network; Golgi apparatus
Molecular function (GO): antiporter activity
Source: RefSeq, a predicted model, not a curated record
GCUGGAGCUGACCAAGCAAUGUAAUAUUGAAAUUCACAAUGGCCCUGCUGCUGACUGCUCUUCAGACAGUGUCCCUGGUCUCCUUCUACUACACAUUCUCCAUCAGCCUCACCUUCUAUAACAAAUGGAUCCUCACCGGCUACCCAUUCCCCCUCUCCAUUACAAUGAUACAUCUGAUUGUCAAAUUCCUCUUGGCAUGGUUGGUACGUAAGAUCUGGUCGUGUAUCCGUGGGUCCCCUCCCCUCGUCCUGAGCUGGGGAGACUACCUCAAGAACAUCGUACCUGUUGCCGUCUUCAGUGCUCUGGAUAUCGGGCUGUCCAAUUGGAGCCUCCUCUUUAUUACCGUGUCUCUAUAUACAAUGUCAAAGUCGACUGCACUCAUUUUCAUUCUGUUCUUUGCACUUCUGUUUCGGUUGGAGAAGUUUCGUCUAGCUGUAGUGGGUGUGGUCAUUCUGAUAGUGGCCGGACUGCUCAUGUUCACGUACAAGUCGACAGCAUUUAAUCUGGAGGGGUUUAUACUAGUCCUAGGAGCCUCAGUCAUCACUGGUCUUCGCUGGAGUUGUGCUCAGCUCACCAUCCAGAAGGAACAGUUGGGACUGUCUAAUCCUGUGGAUACAUUGUUUCAUUUGCAACCUGUUAUGAUCCUUGUCCUGUUGCCCAUCGCAAUACCUGUUGAUGGCACCAAUGUGGGCACAUCAGUGCUGGUAUUCCGAGCAUCUGACUGGGCGGAGUUUGGUUGGUCAACUGCAUACAUCUUACCUGCUGCAUGUAUGGCCUUUAUGCUGGGGGUGUCAGAGUAUCUGCUGGUCUACCACACCUCAGGGCUGACUCUCUCUGUGGCAGGAGUCCUCAAGGAGGUGCUCAUAUUGACGCUGUCCACUCUCUGGUGGGAGGAGGAGUCUCUGACCCCGCUCAAUAUGGUUGGCAUAGCAGUGUGUGUCAGUGGCAUUGCCCUGCAUGUGGCCAUCAAGGCCUAUUACAGCAGAGUUGAAGAUGAGAAGGAGUCAGAGUCCAAAGUUCGAGAGGACACAAUGGAGCUCCUCCCUUCUGCAAAGAAUGGGCGUGGUUUUGUUGCCGAGUACAGUGAUGAGAGUGAUGUAGUCUAUGAAAAACAGACUAACAAUAUCAAUUCAUAAUUAUAAUGGCACUUGUUUUUCAAUGUCAUCCCCUUUUGUGUUUGUUAAUGGUACAUGUUGUCACUGAUGAGGGCUCACAUACUGUUA